Messenger RNA from Zea mays, 1792 nucleotides. The record is from RefSeq. Lineage: Eukaryota; Viridiplantae; Streptophyta; Magnoliopsida; Poales; Poaceae.
AUUCUCCUACCCCUCUUUCCCGCCCUUAAGCACCUGCCAAACCCUCUUUAAACCCUCGAGUCAUACUCAAAAUUUCUCGCGUUGUUGGCUUUCUCGCCGCAAUCCGUCCGGGGUAGCCGAGACAGAGGACCCUCGAGCUCGAUUUCAUAGGUUUCAUCUCGGAUUUUGAGGUUUUGGGUGGUGGGGAUUCUUGGGUUGCCUUUGCUUUUGUUUGACCGGAUCUUGGAGUGUGUGCUGCUGUCGUUAGCUCACUGGGAGCGGCAGCAGAUCUGUGAAUCAACCCCCUACAGAACCUCCGAAUCUUGCGAGUCUCCCGGAAAGUUUUGCUUUUGGGGGUGCGAAUUUGGUUCUAGUUUGCUCGAUUUGAGCCGAGGCUUUUGGUGAUUUCUUGUAACGAGAUUUGAGGCGGAGGCUUGGCAGUAGCUGCGGUGGAUCUGCGGCCUACGGCGAUGUCUGCUGCCGACUCCCUCACCUCCGGCCGGGGCCGCCGCGCGGAGCCUCCCCUGCCCCGCCUGAAGCGUGUCCGCGUUUACUUCGUGGACGCCGACGCUACGGACACCGACUCCUCUGGCAACGAGGACGAGCGCGGCAAGCGGCGCGUGCGGGAGGUCAUCCACAUCGACGUGGAGUCCGCCUCGGCUCUGACGCGGUCGGCGCAGCCGCUGGUGCUCCCGAAGAAGCGGCCGCUGCCGUCCCAGGCGGCGGCGGCGGCGCUCGUGCGGCGACGCUCCUCCGGGGCCGGGUUCCGGCGGCGCUUCCCCGGCGUCCGGCUCCGACCGUGGGGCAAGUACGCCGCGGAGAUCCGCGACCCGCACCAGCGGAAGCGCCUGUGGCUCGGCACCUUCGACACAGCGGAGGAGGCCGCCGCGGCCUACGACGACGCCGCGCUCCGCCUCAAGGGCUCGCGCCACGUCGUCACCGGCUUCCCCGCUGAGGCGCCUCCCCCCUGGCCGCGCCUGGGGCUCCGUCCUCGCCGGGAGGUCCCCAAGGAAGCGGCGGAGGGCGCCGCGGAAGAGGACGGAGAGGCCCUCGCAUCGGCCCCGGUCCCGGCGGCAGCGCCCGCGUCACUGGAUUCGCAGGCGGUGGACGGCACCGCCCUGGUCUGCCCGUUCUCGUCUCCAAUCUCUGUUCUCCGUCACGCCGCUGACGAGGCGCCGGCCGCACCCGCCCUGCCGGCGUUCGAGUUCCUCUAUUCGGGGCUUGGGGAGCUCGGCGACCUCGGCUCAGCGACGGCGCCAUCGAAGGCGGUGGCGGCGGAGUUCGACUGCCUGCCGUGGUGGGAGGGCGAGGACUUCGUGACAGUGACAGGCCUCACGGCGUCAGCCGGUGCCGCCGUCAGCGUCAUAUAACGGCGUUACCUUUUACACCCCUCGGUGCUCGGGCCUCGUCGUCGUGCCGUGGCGCCAUUUCGGAUGCUCAGGGCGGGAAACGCGUGGGCUGCCGUGUGGCGGCAUCGAAUCGGAGUAAAGCUAGUACUAGUAUUGUUUUUUUAUUAAUUAUUAACUGACUACUCUGCUAGAGGCUAGAGCAGAGUGGUUGCUUGUGGCGGCGAGUCGUAUGUCUAGGCGUGGCGGGCCCCACUGGGCCAGGCAGGUUCUGCUUUCUGUGUGCGGGUGCCUUGAACCGCACGGCUCUCGCGUGGAAACGCAGCAGUGAACUGUAAUGUGGUGCUAAGCUAGCGAUUAGUGGCAUGUGUUAAUUGGCCGUCAUUAGAACUAAGUAAAUUAGGAGUACUAGGAGUCAGUGUACGUUUACCGUGUGGCAAUGAUCAUGCGAAUCUCACAUCGAAUCA